GACAUUUCGCCACACGGCCCAUUACCAAACCAUUCAACCCACAAUUGCUGCCUGGCUCUAUCCUUAGCAGCUGCCUCUUUCUUCCUUCCCUCCCAAAACAAUCCGCUGAAUUUUCGGAAAGAAUGGCGAUUGGGAUUGGCGGUAGUGCAGCAGUGUCCUUGAUGCCAAUGGCUUCUCUCUGUAGACGAAGAGUGGUUUUGGCCCCUUUCUCCUCCUAUUCUUCAUCUUCUUCGGUACCAAGGAAGCUCGUUCUCUAUUCAAAGCCAGGUUGUUGUUUGUGUGAUGGCCUCAAAGAAAAGCUUCACGCUGCCUUCUCUCUCUCUUCCUCUGAUCCCCUUCACGAUGUUGAUUUAGAGAUAAGGGAUAUUGCCAGCAAUCCUGACUGGGAGAAGGCUUACCAAUAUGAGAUACCUGUGCUGGCAAGAGUACUGUCUGAUGGCACGGAGGAAACUCUCCCUAGAAUGUCCCCUCGCCUUGGAGUGGAGCUCAUACAGAAAAAGAUAGCAGCUGCUCUGAGACAGUAAGAGAUUUUAGUGCCGUCCACUGUCAACCCAAUUCCCCUAGGAGAAAGUAGCAGCUGCAUAGAGAGUUGACAGUAAAAUGCUCUGCUGCCCCCUGUAUGAUUCGCGUUCACUAUUGCUAUAUCAUCUUCUCUUUAGGGAAAGAGCCUCAAAUGAGGAGUUGUAAAGUGGCUUGUAAACUCCAACACGAGCUGAAUGUUAACUACAAGUUUACAUAUUGAAUUUUUAUGACA
Molecule: messenger RNA, 754 nt
Organism: Malania oleifera
Lineage: Eukaryota; Viridiplantae; Streptophyta; Magnoliopsida; Santalales; Ximeniaceae
Exons: 3
Coding region: 123-524 (133 amino acids)
Source: RefSeq, a predicted model, not a curated record